AUGGAAAAUUCCAGAAAUUUGACAUCUCCAUUUUCAACUUUCCAUCUGACAGGCAUUCCAGCACUGGAAGAGAUUCAUGCCUGGAUCUCCAUUCCUUUCUUCUGCCUCUAUGUUAUUGCCCUUUUGGGAAAUAGUAUGAUCCUGUUUGUCAUAAUAAGAAAGCAGAGCCUUCAUGAACCCAUGUACUUUUUCCUUUCCAUGCUAUCAGCUAGUGACUUGGGCUUGACCAUUUCCACAAUGUCAACAACACUGAGUGUCCUUUGGUUUGAUGCCAGAGAGAUUAGUGUAGAUGGCUGUGUUUUCCAGAUGUUCUUCCUUCAUGGGUUCACUUUCAUGGAGUCUGGGGUCCUGGUGGCAAUGGCCUUUGAUCGUUUUGUGGCCAUUUGUGAUCCUUUGAGAUAUACCACCAUCCUCACCAAUGCCAGGAUCACACAAUUAGGUGUGGCAAUGGUCAUCCGUAUGAUAGUUCUAAUGUUGCCCUUGGUUUUGUUAUUUAAGAAGCUGUCCUUCUGUGGUCCUAAUGGUCUUUCUCAUUCCUACUGUUACUACCCUGAUGUGAUUAGAUUGUCAUGCUCAGACAUUAAAGUCAGUAGUAUGUGUGGAUUAGCUGCUCUCAUCCUGAGCACUGGGAUUGACACACCAUGCAUUGUGCUCUCCUAUAUCCUGAUCAUUCGCUCUGUCCUCAGUAUUGCAUCCCCCAAAGAGCAGCACAAGGCCUUCAGCACCUGUGCAUCUCACAUUGGAGCUGUUGCCAUCUUUUAUAUCCCCAUGAUUAGCCUGUCCCUGGUGCACCGCUAUGGUCAACUGGCUCCCAAGAUUGUGCAUAUAAUGAUGGCCAACAUCUAUCUGAUGCUUCCACCUGUGCUCAACCCCAUCAUAUACAGUGUGAAAACAGCCCAGCUCCGCAAGGUGGUAGGCAAAUUAUUCCUUACAAAGUAG
Vombatus ursinus (common wombat) is the source of this 939-nucleotide messenger RNA. RefSeq names its product olfactory receptor 51F1-like. The record is from RefSeq and is a predicted model, not a curated record. Bases 1 to 939 code for a protein of 312 amino acids. Gene Ontology annotation, biological process: G protein-coupled receptor signaling pathway. NCBI's taxonomy places the organism in Eukaryota, Metazoa, Chordata, Mammalia, Diprotodontia, Vombatidae. Gene Ontology annotation, cellular component: membrane. The transcript has a single exon. Gene Ontology annotation, molecular function: G protein-coupled receptor activity; olfactory receptor activity.